AUGAAUAAAAAAUUUACUUUUACAAUAUUUGAACUUUCAUGGUAUCAGAGUCAGGUUCAUCCCAAAUCUUUGUUCACCGAUGUUGGGCCCCUAUAUUAUAUUGCUCACACGUCAGUUAACGAGGUUUGGGCGCGCAAGAAGAACUACCUGGAAUGGGCACAGUCCGUAAGGCUUGCAAUUGAUGGUCGCAGAAAGUUGAGACAUCUGAUCGGAGAGACGAAAAAACCGGAAGUCGGAGACCUAAAGAUGAACACCUGGAGAUCAGAGAAUUUACUCUUGAUUGUCUGGUUAAUAAAUUCCAUGGAACCAUUCGUAGUAUCUGAACUUUCAAGAGAUACGAAAUGGGGAGUUCAUAAAUUUCCAUCAAGAAGAAAGAUGCAGAUAUUCAUCAGGAGCUUAAGCACAAAAACCAGCUGGAUACAGCAGGCCAAUAUAAAGGACCUCGCACUAAAAUACUGGUUUAGAGGCAUGAGCUCCAGAUCAGCAGUAGAUUCCAGUAUUAGCAGUCAGAGUUGGAAGUAAGUCUUCACAUUUUGAGGACACGAUGAUUUCAUUACUAUUUCAGUUUUAAGUUUAUUUCAGUAGUUGGAGUUAGUUGGAGACAUGUCCCAUCAACUCCUUGUUCAAACAGUUUAGUGGC
Molecule: messenger RNA, 640 nt
Organism: Capsicum annuum
Lineage: Eukaryota; Viridiplantae; Streptophyta; Magnoliopsida; Solanales; Solanaceae
Exons: 3
Coding region: 1-522 (173 amino acids)
Source: RefSeq, a predicted model, not a curated record